AUGCGUCGUUCUUCGAGUGCGAAGAAAGACUUGCCAAAAAGUUCCAAAAGUCACUCGAAUUGGGGGGAGCCUGGAUACAAUCGGCCCGGCCUUAUAAGGCGCGGGGUACAAACAUGUAUAUACAGAGAAUCCAUCCAGUCCCCUCCCAAUGUCCGUUCGUUCGUUCGUUCGGUGGCGGUGCCGGCGCUAGGCGCCGGGCAGCCGUUACCUAACAAUAUCGAAGUCUCUCCUGGGAACACCAAUCCCAAGUGCAAGUUCAGCGCACGACUAUUUGUAGAUGACGAACUAGUCUGCGAUCUACCGUGGAUUGAUCACACACGACCACUUCGAUGGUCUGGGCUACUGCCAUGCAACGUCACUCCUCAAUCCGAGCUCCUCCUGAAACUAUGUAGAAGUGUCAAAGACAGUCCGCGAUAUUUUAUCUUCCCAUCAUUUUCACCCUCUGGAGUGAACGAAGAGACCGGCGAGUCAAUUCUGGAUAUUCGCGAUGCUGUGUGGGCUGUUAACGUUAAGUCCUUGACCCCGGCGAUGGCCGAGCGAUUUUGGCUGGAGGGGCUAAAUGAUGUCAGUGCGAUACAAGGAAUAUACAGUACCGCAGAUCCAGAAAACACUAUAAAAUAUGAGUUCAAGUGUGUUUUACAGUUUAUAAAUCUUGUGGUAGAGACUAUCCCCGAGUACAACAAUGCAAAGGUCUCUUUUCUGAUCUGCAUGAAGACCUGGGAGCUACUGGAUCAGCAAAUCCAACUCGAUCACACUAUCAAGGGCAUCUUGCACGGAUUAUAUCACAUCAAGGAUAUCGUAGACACAGUAUCUCGAACUGCUGGCUCGGCACUGGAAAUCACGAUGAACACGUCCAAGGAGCAUAUUGAUAGCAUUCUGACAUUGCUGGAGGAUAUAUCGCUUUUUAUUUUCAGUCGGCUUGCCGUAAACGAUUUCAAACAUGCCUCCGUCAAUGAGGAGGAUCAUGAUGAUGUUUACAGUCUCGAAUUUUACUUGGAUCGACUCAAGGAGUCACAAACUGCAUUCCAUAAAUCAUGGAUACCCGUACAGUGUUCAGACGAAGAUACUAACAAUCAAGCGCAUUACGAACAACCCGAAGUAUCGGAUGAGGCCAUUCACACUACACAUAGCUCAGAAACAAAUACACCAGAUCCCUACGAAAUCCUCAGUCUCCUCAGACCCACAGAUCCUAGCGGCUACGACCCGGACCAAGCAUGCCUUGACGGCACGCGCGAAGGCAUCCUUGACGCCCUAAUCGAAUGGACGCAAACCCGUCACACAUCCCAAAGCCUCAUGUGGAUCUCCGGACAAGUUGGUAUGGGCAAAACAGCUAUUGCGACAUCACUCUGCCAGCGUCUACAUGACACCCAAACGCUUGCCGGCAGUUUCUUCUGCCGGCUUGACGAUCCCGAUUCAAGUAAUCCGCUCCAGCUAUUUAACAACCUGAUUUAUUCAAUCGCCAAUCGCUUCUCGCCAUAUGCUCAGGAACUGGCAAAGGCGAUCCGUGCGGAUCGUGGACUGUGUACUUCUCACUUAGGUAUAAGAUAUGAACAUCUGAUCAAGAGGCCGCUCCAGAGGCUUAGCUCGCUAUCCACUUCCGCACCACUCGUGGUGGUAAUCGACGGACUUGACCAAUGUGGUAGCCAUAACAAUUCCCAAAGAAUACUCAAGAAACUUGAUGAGAUGUCUCAAAUGGUGUCAUGGCUCAAGGUCAUAGUAACAGCUCGGCCGGUGGGCCCCAUCCAAGAGUACUUCGAGAACAGCUGUCCCCAGAAGCGUGUCGUGCGCCUGCAAGACUACGAUGCGUCCCCCGACAUCCGCACAUAUAUCGAGGACGGGCUCGGAUCAGUCGCUCGACAGGAACGCUGGCCAGAAAACAGCAUUGAUAAACUUUGCAAUAUGUCUUGCGGGGUAUUUCUUUGGGCGUCAAAGGCAAUAGAGUACAUCAAAAGCCCGAUCCUAGCUUCGUUUCCCCGCCUGAAAAAAAUCUUGAAUAACCAAAAAUCACCGAUGAUGGAUCACUUGGACACUGUGUACGCAGGAGCCCUGAGCGCGGCAAUUGGUAGCGAUGAAGACGAGGUCAAAGAGGCGUUUCUUCGUUGCGUCGGUGCUAUUAUCGCUAUCUCAGAGCACAAACCGCUUGCGAUGCCGGACUUGCAGUACCUGAUGAUAGUUGCUGGAAGCAUUGAUCUACUUACACUUGAGCGAAUAGUCAAGAGCCUUGGACCUUUGCUUCACACGAAAGACGGCAAUCGUAUUCGAUUCUACCAUCCGUCCUUCAAGGACUUCAUAACCACUCCUUCCCGUUCCGGCCCCUUUUGUAUUCAGCUCAGUCAGUACGACGCCGAGCCAACGGUAUGCUGUCUUCGGAUUAUGCACCGUGAUCUUCGAUUCAACAUAUGUGGUCUUGAAACCUCACACCUGCUCAAUAGCGAAGUACCCGACUUGCAAGAUCGAAUCGAGGCUUACAUCGGUCCCGCACUGAAGUAUGCAUGCACGCACUGGAUCGACCACUUCAUAGCAUCAUCGGAUGAGAGGGCAUUAAAUGAGAUUAAGAAGCUGUUGGAGGGACCCCAGAUGAUGUAUUGGAUCGAGGCCAUGAGUUUACUUGGCUGUGUGAAUGAAGCAAUAGCAGGGUGCUCUAAAUUGAUGUCACUCGAAUUGGCUCGAUUCAAUACCUAUCGCCAGGUUGUCCUUUGGAUCCGAGACAUCCAUCGCUUCCUCCUCUCGUUCUAUGAUGCAAUAUCCACAAGCACACCCCAUAUAUAUGUCUCUGCUCUAGCCUUUGCUCCCAGCGGAUCCCUCACAGCUCAAAGAAUGCGACCCCACUUCCCCAAUACCCUCUCAGUCAGCCAGACUAAAGACUCACCGUGGCAUCCGUGUGUCAGGUCGACCUUUUAUCAACAACCAGUGCAGUGCCUUUCCAUCUCUCCAGACGGAAGCAUGGCUAUUACCGGCCACCCUGACGGUUCCUUACAUAUGCGAGAUGCGCUGGUUGGCACUCCUAUCGGCAGUCCAUUGGUUGGUCAUACAAGCCCAGUAACAUGUGUCGCGCACUCUCCUAGCAGCCAUCUCGCGGCAUCCGGCUCUCACGACGCGACGGUGCGAAUCUGGGACCUCAAAGACCAAAACAGGGUCGAAAGUCAUGCGCUAACAGGUCAUUCUGGCUCGGUCAACUCGGUUUCAUUCUGCUGCAGCAUCAACGUACUCGCAUCUGGAUCCUCGGACAGAACCAUUCGACUGUGGGACACAAAUCGCAUGCGUCAGAUAGGCGAACCAUAUACCGGGCAUUCGGGUAGCGUGACCUCCAUCGUGUUCUCUCCCAAUGGGAAUAAGCUGGUGUCAGGCUCGUCGGACAGGACAAUACAAGUCUGGUCCGUAGACAUUGUCGAUCAAAAGCUGUGUGUAAACCCGCUAGUAAUCACCGGACACUCAGACUCGAUCACGUGCGUUUCGGUGUCUCCUGACGGGACAAAGAUUGCGUCUGGUUCGAUCGAUAAGACUGUGCGACUGUGGAACACCCUUGACGGCAAGGAUAUAGGAUACGCUAGGCCCCGGGUUAAACACCAUGCGAGCAUCAGUUGCAUCCGUUUCUCACCAUGCAGCAAACGUAUUGUAUCAAGUUCUUUGGAUGGGGUAAUCCAGCUACAUGACGCCGAGUCGAUGAGCCCAAUGGCCAACACAUGUCAGCAUGCAAACUCUGUGAAUGCGGUCGGGUUCUCUUCAAACGGGUUCUAUGCGAUUUCCGGGUCUAGCGAUAUGACGACGCGGAUGUGGGAGAUCGAUAGGCUGCCAAGAAACUCAAGCUGUCAUAGAGACAUGGCCGUGGGUUCGCUAGUCGGUCACACCUCAUACAUUUAUUGUAUUGCUAUCUCCAACGAUGGUACUCGCAUCGUAUCUGGUGCUUACGCACACGAAAGCGACGUACGAAUGUGGGACGCCCAGACUGGUAACUUGAUCGGCAGUCCACUCACGGGACAUUCUGCUGCUGUGUGGGGGGUCGCAAUCUCACCUGACAACACCCAUAUCCUAUCUGGAUCCGAGGACCGUACACUCAAGCUAUGGAACACUGCGACACAGACAGCUACCCAUUCCUAUCAGCACACCUCUCCAAUAUGGUGUGUAGCAUUCUCUCCCGAUGGCACUCUCAUUGCAUUUGGCUGCGAUGGUGGAGAUGUAUACGUAUUUGAAGCGGCCGGGUGGAAGGUCCCUGGUACCGCGCUGCGGCACUCCAGUUCCUCUGCGCCCUCAGUCGCGUUCUCGCCUGACGGAGCCACUCUUGCAUCCGGGCACGGCGAUGGUACCAUAGCUCUGUGGAACAUUGCAACACGUAGUCGUUCCAAGAUCUCGCUAUCUGGCCAUACAGACUGGGUACGGUCAGUUGCAUUCUCACCAUGUGGCACUCAGCUGGCUUCUGGCUCUGAUGAUCAGACGGUGCGACUGUGGAAUGUCAAAACAGGCAACAUGAUACGAGAGCUCAAGUGGCAUACCAACUGGGUAAUGAGUGUUGCCUUCUCCCACAAUGGACUUUACAUAGCAUCAGGCUCUCGUGACAAGACCGCACGGCUAUGGAAUGCGAAGACUGGGGAGCUGAUUGGCCAGCCAUUCGCCGAGCAUUCAGAUUAUGUGACCGCUGUGGCCUUCUCGCCCAACGACCGCUACCUUAUCUCCGGCUCAGACGACAAGACAAUCAGAGUGCGUACGCUAGGCAGGGGCGAUGCAUCGAUUGAACGACCAAACCACACGAAACAUGGCUUUCCCUGGCCUACAAACCCAUAUGACUUGUCCUCUCAUACUCAGUACCGCGGAUGGGUGACUCGGGAUCAGCAUUCGCUUGCCUUUUGGCUCCCACCGUACGACCAAGAGCCCGGUCAGUUCCUGAGUCGCAGCGCGGAUGAUCCAUACCCACAGACGUUCAUCGACUAUUCGAACUUUGUGCGUGGGACUGAAUGGACCAACGUCGCAUCUGAAGCCAUUCGUAGUCGCCCUGACUGA
Rhizoctonia solani is the source of this 4995-nucleotide messenger RNA. Its product is annotated as Vegetative incompatibility protein HET-E-1. Bases 1 to 4995 code for a protein of 1664 amino acids. The record is from RefSeq and is a predicted model, not a curated record. Gene Ontology annotation, molecular function: protein binding. The transcript is spliced from 11 exons. NCBI's taxonomy places the organism in Eukaryota, Fungi, Basidiomycota, Agaricomycetes, Cantharellales, Ceratobasidiaceae.